AUGCGUAGUCUCACUGAUGCUCGAGAAGCUUGGCUUAUGCUUAAGACAUUCACGAGUGUUCGUGAACUCAAAGAUGCCGUCCGACCAGGACCGAAGGGCUCCAUCGCCGUCAACGGUCUCCGCUCAGCAUGUUGGAUGGCCUUUCUCCUCUUCGACACUUUGGAUGCGACCGUAUGGCAGAAGACAUUAAAGUCAUCGCGAUCUGCAUACGACUCUCUACGGUCACACUUCCUUCGCUUCAUCGAGAACCCCGACGAAGUCAAUCUGGGCUUUGAUCCUUUGAGUCAAGAUUCGGAGGCUUCGCCUUGGUCGCAGCUGGGCAAGGAUGAGGAAUUGCGAGCAGAAAUCAUGAAAGAUGUCCAACGGUGCAUGCCUGAGGUCGACUACUUCCGAUUGACGCAGACGCAACAAAUGAUGCUGGACAUCUUGUUCAUCUUCUGCAAGCUCAAUCCUGAUAUUGGAUACAAGCAGGGCAUGCAUGAGCUCUUGGCCCAUGUGCUCUGGGUCGUGCAAACCGAUGCGAUCGAUCUCGGGCAGGCCAGUAGGACCCUGGGCGAAGAUGCAGUUAUCAGUUUCGUGUUCGAUUCUGCUCACAUCGAACACGAUUCCUUUACAAUAUUCGGGCAGAUCAUGCAGAGCUCGAAAACCUUUUAUGUCUCAGAAGGGCCUGAAUCCAUUGCUACACGGAGUUAUCGCAUCUCUAACGAGCUGCUCCCUUUAUACGACCCUGCACUAGCUGAGCACCUCACCAAUUUGGAUGUCGUCCCACAGAUAUAUCUGAUCCGAUGGAUUCGAUUAUUAUUUGGUAGGGAGUUCGAGAUGGACGAUGUGCUGGCAUUGUGGGACGUCCUAUUUGCCGAGGACCAGACGUUGGAAAUUGUCAACUACAUCGCGAUUGCAAUGUUGUUACGAGUACGAUGGCAUCUCCUGGAAGGUGAUUACAACACUGUUCUUGGAAUUCUAUUGAAAUAUCCACGUCAAGGUCCAGAGUUUCCUGCACAGGCGCUUCUUCUCGAUGCGCUCUACCUUCAGACUCAUCGGGAUACCCAGGGGGCCAGUGUGCUUGUGCUUAAAUACACCGGACGACCUUUGCUGCAACCAGGUCGACCAGCCACGCCUCCAGCCUUGCAGCGCAAUAUCACGGCAUUCUCCGGCUUUAGUAUACCGCGAAGCCCUAGGAUUGGGUUUUCGCCGCCCCGAGCUAGUCGUCAGACCCGUAACAUCGAAGCCAUACUCCAGAACACAGCCAAAAACAUAUAUGCUCAAAGCGAGAAACUUGGCAUCGGCAAGGCUGUCCGGAACGCAGUGGACGAAGUGCACAGGAAGGCGCAGGAGAUUCGAGAUGUCCAAACGCCAGCAUCGCCAGCGUGGAGGAGGCAGAGUGGACUUCGCCCGAAUGAUAAAAUCCGUGAGCUUGAAGAGCGCAAUCGACAGCUUUCCGCAUUGCUCACAGAAGCCGUCAGCGAGAUGUGGGAGCAUCAGAAGAUUAUCGGCGAUAGCAUCGUUGACGAUGAGAAGACCACCGCAGUGGUUGGUGACAGUGUGGAUAAGCUUGGAGCAGCGAUUGCGAAGGUGCAAUUUGUGCAGGUUUACCUGGACGAUCCCACUUUGGUGCUUUCUCUCGAGGAUACCGGCGACCUUGACGUAGAUACCAACACUGCUUCAGACACGGUAAUGGAAGCAUCGCAGAUCGAGCAGGAAAGCAGCGAGGUGAACGUCAAGGAAAAAGAUGCGGUCGGAAUUGAAGAUCCUUUCAUUGACGAGGAACUGCCGUCACAGGGACCGGAGUCAGGUGCUCAAGCCAGACCACUGGCAGACCCUGCAUCGUUUGAAGAUGCUUUAGCCACGCCGCUAGAGCUGUCGGAAGCACCAUUGGCAGCUCUUCGGACCGAUUUGGACAUCGGUCUUCCAAGCCCAGCCGACUCUACAAUCCUUCCUGUGAGAAACGCGACAUCCAGCACGCAUGUCAACCAGGCGGAAAGCAAAAGGCCGCCGCUGGAGCAAAGCGCAUAUUCAUUCAUUCUGGGCCAGGACGCAGCGGACGAGCAGCGAGGCGGCUUGAGCAGCUCCAAGAACUCAUUGCAGACACCAGGAAGGGCCAAGGUAUCGUUGUUCGGAGAGACGCCAGGAAGAGGAAAGUCUCCUCGAGCUGCCGUCGAUGGUGAUGGGUUCGUUGACAACAAGGAUGACUUCGACAUCGGCAGUCUCCGGAGGGCAAAGGGACCCAAAUGA
Molecule: messenger RNA, 2232 nt
Organism: Dissoconium aciculare CBS 342.82
Lineage: Eukaryota; Fungi; Ascomycota; Dothideomycetes; Mycosphaerellales; Dissoconiaceae
Product: RabGAP/TBC
Exons: 4
Coding region: 1-2232 (743 amino acids)
Biological process (GO): activation of GTPase activity
Molecular function (GO): GTPase activator activity
Source: RefSeq, a predicted model, not a curated record